Ficedula albicollis (Collared flycatcher) is the source of this 3552-nucleotide messenger RNA. RefSeq names its product nidogen 2 (gene NID2). Bases 1 to 3552 code for a protein of 1183 amino acids. The record is from RefSeq and is a predicted model, not a curated record. Gene Ontology annotation, biological process: cell-matrix adhesion. NCBI's taxonomy places the organism in Eukaryota, Metazoa, Chordata, Aves, Passeriformes, Muscicapidae. The transcript is spliced from 18 exons. Gene Ontology annotation, cellular component: basement membrane. Gene Ontology annotation, molecular function: calcium ion binding.
AUGAGGAGUCACGUUUCUUCCCGGCUCAAGGGAGCGGGAUCCGAGGGAGCGAGCGGGGAGCGGCCAGAGCCUCCCGCCCACGCCGCCACCCCGGCCCCGACCCCGGCUGGACACGGGCCCGGCCCCGGGGGCGGCGCGGAGAUGGGGGGAUGUUCUUUGUUUUCUGCCCGGCCGGAUGGGGCCACGCGGCCCCGGGGCUCUCAGUGCCCCGAGGAGGGGGGGACAGGGCAAGGGGACAGCAGUGGUGGCACCUCUGCAGCUCCUGAGCGCCCUGCACCGCUCUCCCUGCAGGUGGGGACCAACGGGGUCAUCUCCACCCAGGAUUUCCCCAGGGAGACCCAGUACGUGGAUGACGAUUUCCCCACAGACUUCCCCGUCAUCGCCCCCUUCCUGGCCGACCUGGACACCUCGGGGGACAGAGGGAACAUCUACUACCGGCAGGAUGGCUCUCAGGACGUGCUGGAGCAGGCUGUGGGAUACAUCCAGGCUGGCUUUCCCCGCUCUGCUGGCGCCUUCGUGCCCACCAAUGCCUUCAUUGCCACCUGGGAGGACGUGGGCGCCUACCAGGAGCUCUCCCAGGACACCCAGCCCUCCACGAAGCUCAACACCUUCCAGGCAGUCAUAGCCUACAACGAUGAGGACACCUACACCAUCUUCCUCUACCCCAGUGGUGGUCUCCAGUUCCUGGGGACACGACCCAAGGAGUCCUACAACGUCCAGCUGGAGCUGCCAGCCAGGGUGGGCUUCAGCUGGGGGGACGGCGAUGACCCCAAGAGGGACGGGCUGUUCCACAGCCUGGCCAGCAGCGAGCAGGCUCUGAGGAGCCUCGAGAGGGAGAGCAACACGGGGAUUCCUGGCGUGUGGGUUUUCCACGUGGGCAGCGCCGAGCAGGUGGAGCCGGGGGGUGGCGAGGGAGCUGCUCCUGCUGUGCCUCACCCCAACCCUGGCACUGCCAGCUACCCCCACCCCCCCUCCAGCCACACACCCAUGGCCCAGCGUCCCAGCCACGCAUCCCACAGCCCAGUGCUCCUGGGAUAUGUCCCAGGAGGGAGGAGGGACAGUGGCACCUGGCAGAGCCACUCUGCCAACCCCUCCUCCUACAGCUCCGGCCACCACGGCGUGGGCGUGGAGGAGGACGCGCAUUUCAACCCAGAUGCGUUCACCUACAGCGCAGCCAGCAAGGAGACGUGCGCCCAGCACCACGGGCGCUGCUCCCCUCACGCCUUCUGCACCGACUACGCCGCCGGCUCCUGCUGCCACUGCCGGGCCACCUUCUACGGGAACGGGCGGCAGUGCCUGCCCGAAGGGGCCGUGCAUCGCCUCAACGGCAAGGUGAGCGGGAGCCUGAGGGUGGGCCGGGCGUCCGUGCGCUUCCAGGACGUGGAUCUGCACGCCUACAUCGUGGGCAGCGACGGCAGAGCCUACACGGCCAUCAGCGGGGUGCCCCAGCCCGCUGCCCGUGCCCUGCUGCCCCUGCUGCCCCUCGGGGGGCUCUUUGCGUGGCUCUUCGCCCUGGAGGAGCCCGGCGCCGAGAACGGCUUCAGCAUCACCGGCGCUGAGUUCACCCAGAGCCUGGAGGUGACGUUUUACCCCGGUGGGGAGACAGUCCAGGUGACUCAGACCGCCGAGGGCCUGGGGCCGGACAACUACUUAAACCUCAGGACACACAUCCAGGGUGAGGUGCCGUUCCUGCCGGAGAACGCCACCGUCCACAUCACUCCCUACAAGGAGCUCUACUCCUACUCCAGCUCAGCCGUGACAUCCUCAGGCCAGCGGGAGUACGUGGUGGUGGCGGGCACUGCCAACCAGACCUUGUCCUACCGCCUGCGCCAGAACGUCACCGUGUCGGGGUGCCCGCACGCGCGGCCGCCGGCGCGGCAGCAGCUCUCGGUGGCGCGCGCCUUCGCCCUGUUCGACGGCCACGAGCACGUGCUGCGCUACGCCCUGGCCGCCCGCGUCGGCCCGGCGCCAGAUGACGCCGAGAACCCCGUGGUGAGCCCGUGCCACGACGGCACCCACGCGUGCGAGGCGCCGGCGCGCUGCCAGCCCGGCGUGGGCACCGAGUACACGUGCGAGUGCCCGGCCGGCUACCGCCCAGAUGGACGGGGCUGCCGAGAUGCGGACGAGUGCGCAGAGGGCCUGAGCCGGUGCGGCCCCUUCUCCGUGUGCCUGAACGUGCCGGGCAGUUUCCGCUGCGAGUGCCGCGGUGGCUACCGGCCGGCGGGGGACGGGCGGGCGUGUGUGCCGCUGAGUGACCCGUGCGAGGCCGGGCGGCACCCCUGCGCCCCGGAGCGGGCGCGCUGCCUGUCCCGCGGUGACGGCCGCGCCACCUGCCAGUGCCUGCCCGGCUACAGCGGCGAUGGCAUCCACUGCUCGGACGUGGAUGAGUGCGCCGAAAGCCCGUGCCACCCAGCUGCCACCUGCUACAACACCCCGGGCUCCUUCUCCUGCCGCUGCCGGCCCGGCUACGCGGGUGACGGCUUCCAGUGCACGUACGCGGUGGAAGGGAACCCGCAGCGCCUCACGCCCUGCCAGCACGCACAGAUGUACCCGCGGGAGGUGCCACCCCUGGGGGACGGGCACGUGCCCCAGUGUGACGAGCAGGGCCGGUACCGGCCCCUGCAGUGCCACAGCAGCUCCGGGCACUGCUGGUGCGUGGACGCUGCGGGGCAGGAGAUCGCCGGCACCCGGACGGCGCCGGGCACCACGCCGCCACGCUGCGGGAGCCCAGCAGAGUCCAUCCAGCAGCUGACGCCCUGCGAGCACGCACGGAUGUACCCGCGGGAGGUGCCACCGGGGCCAUCGCCCCUGGGGGACGGGCACGUGCCCCAGUGUGACGAGCAGGGCCGGUACCGGCCCCUGCAGUGCCACAGCAGCUCCGGGCACUGCUGGUGCGUGGACGCUGCGGGGCAGGAGAUCGCCGGCACCCGGACGGCGCCGGGCACCACGCCGCCACGCUGCGGGAGCCCAGAGCCCACGGAGCGGCCCCCCAGCAUGUGCGAGCGCUGGCGGCAGAGUUUGCUGGAGCACUACGGGGGCAGCCCCCGCGGGGACCAGUACGUGCCGCAGUGCGAGCCCGGCGGGGACUUCGCCCCGCUGCAGUGCCACGGCGACAGCGGCUACUGCUGGUGCGUGGAGCGGAGCGGCAGGGAGAUCCCGGGGACGCGCUCCGAGCCCGGCACCGCCCCGCCCUGUCUGCCCAGUGUCGCCCCGCCCAGCGUCCGGCCCCAGCCCCGGCCCGACGUGUCCCCCCCGGCCAGCGGGACGUUCCUGCUCUACGCCCAGGGCCAGCAGAUCGGCUACCUGCCGCUGAACGGCACCCGGCUGCGCAAGGAGGCGGCCAGGACCCUGCUGUCCCUGCAUGGCUCCAUCGUGGUGGGCAUCGACUACGACUGCAGGGACAGGAUGAUUUACUGGACUGACGUGGCCGGCAGGACCAUCAGCAGGGCUGGCCUGGAGCCAGGCUCCGAGCCAGAGACCAUCAUCAGCUCAGGUGGGUCCUGUCCCCAGCGUCACCUGCCCACAGCCACAGCUCCGGGCUCCUCCCAGUGA